AUGCUGUACAUCAGCGACCCGAUGCAGCAUUACACCACGUCCCAGUUCAAUUUGCUGAACAACAGCAUGGAUCAGAGCAUCGGCAGCAGAGCAGCCUCCACCAGCCCCUACAGCUCGGAGCACACCUCCAAUGUCCCAACGCACUCGCCCUACUCGCAGCCCAGCUCUACCUUCGAGGCCAUGUCCCCGGCGCCCGUCAUCCCCUCCAACACCGACUACCCUGGUCCCCACCACUUUGAGGUGACCUUCCAGCAGUCCAGCACCGCCAAGUCAGCCACCUGGACAUACUCCCCCCUGCUGAAGAAGCUCUACUGUCAGAUCGCCAAGACAUGCCCCAUCCAGAUCAAGGUGUCCACCACACCUCCCCCAGGCACCAUCAUCCGGGCCAUGCCUGUCUACAAGAAGGCAGAGCACGUCACCGAGGUGGUGAAACGCUGCCCCAACCACGAGCUCGGCCGCGACUUCAACGACGGCCAGUCAGCCCCUGCCAGUCACCUCAUCCGGGUGGAAGGUAACAACCUCUCCCAGUACGUGGAUGACCCAGUGACAGGACGGCAGAGCGUGAUGGUGCCCUAUGAGCCCCCACAGGUGGGCACCGAGUUCACCACCAUCCUGUACAACUUCAUGUGCAACAGCAGCUGCGUGGGAGGGAUGAACAGGAGGCCCAUCCUCAUCAUCAUCACCCUGGAGACGAGAGAUGGGCAGGUGCUGGGCAGGAGAUCCUUCGAGGGACGGAUCUGUGCCUGUCCCGGCAGGGACCGCAAAGCCGAUGAAGAUCAUUUCCGAGAGCAGCAAGCCCUGAACGAGAGUGCAGCGAAAAAUGGCAACGCCAACAAGCGCACAUUCAAGCAGAGCCCUCAGGGCAUCCCAGCGCUGGGGACAGGCGUCAAGAAACGGAGGCAUGGGGAGGAGGAGAUGUACUAUGUGCCUGUGCGAGGCCGGGAGAACUUUGAGAUCCUGAUGAAGAUAAAGGAGAGCCUGGAGCUGGUGGAGCUGGUCCCGCAGCAGCUGGUGGAUUCCUACCGGCAGCAGCAGCAGCAGCUCCUGCAGAGGCAGAGUCAGCUGCAGACAUCCUCCUCCUACGGACCGGUGCUUUCACCCAUGAGCAAAGCUCACGGCGGAGGGCUCAACAAGCUGCCCUCUGUGAACCAGCUGGUGGGGCAGCCAGCUCAGCACAGCUCCACGCCCAGCCUGGGCCCCAUCGGGCCUGGAAUGCUGAACAGCCACCCCAUGCAGCCCAACGGGGAGAUGAACGGGGCCCACUCGUCCCAGUCCAUGGUCUCGGGGUCGCACUGCACUCCCCCUCCGCCCUACAACCCCGACCCCAGCCUCGUCAGUUUUUUAACAGGAUUGGGGUGUCCAAACUGCAUCGACUAUUUCACCUCACAAGGGUUACAGAAUAUUUACCACCUGCAGAACCUAUCCAUAGAGGAUCUCGGAGCACUGAAGAUCCCGGAGCAGUACAGGAUGAUCAUCUGGAGGGGCCUGCAGGAGCUGAAGCAGAGCCACGACUACGGGGCCCAGCAGCUGAUCCGCUCCAGCAGCAAUGCCUCCACCAUCUCCAUCGGCAGCUCGGGCGAGCUGCAGCGGCAGCGCGUGAUGGAGGCCGUGCACUUCCGCGUGCGCCACACCAUCACCAUCCCCAACCGCGCCGGCGACGACUGGGCCGACUUCGGCUUCGACCUCCCGGACUGCAAGUCCCGCAAACAGUCCAUAAAGGAGGAGUUCACGGAGGCAGAGAUCAACUGA
Acanthisitta chloris (rifleman) is the source of this 1749-nucleotide messenger RNA. RefSeq names its product tumor protein p73 (gene TP73). The coding region runs from base 1 to 1749 and encodes 582 amino acids. Gene Ontology annotation, cellular component: nucleus. Gene Ontology annotation, biological process: apoptotic process; regulation of transcription by RNA polymerase II; protein tetramerization. The transcript is spliced from 12 exons. NCBI's taxonomy places the organism in Eukaryota, Metazoa, Chordata, Aves, Passeriformes, Acanthisittidae. The record is from RefSeq and is a predicted model, not a curated record. Gene Ontology annotation, molecular function: RNA polymerase II cis-regulatory region sequence-specific DNA binding; DNA-binding transcription factor activity, RNA polymerase II-specific; protein binding.